AUGUUCAAAAGUUGCUGUGCGCGGCCAAAUAAAAAAAUAAACAAAAGUAAGUCUAAAACGGAGAAACUUGAUACGAUGGCAGAAUCAUACGUUACUGAGAUUAAGGAGAAGCCAAAUGAUACUAAAAAUAGUAUAAAUAAUGAUAUGGAAAAAAUAAUUGUAGAUAAAAGUGAAGAAAAAGUACCAUCUGAUGAUUGCGUUUCUAAACAGCAAUAUGAUAGUGAUACAAAUAUUCAGCAUACCGAUGAGGAUAAAGUGUCUGCUGUGGAUUUGAAUACUGAUGCUGCUGAUGAAGAUACUAUUGAGCGAAUUUUAUUCAAAAGAGAUUUGUCUAAAAAACGGUUCUCAGUAGAUUAUAAGAGGAGUCGGCUAGAUUUUAAAAGGUUCUCCGUUGAUUGUAGACGAGAUUCCGCUACCUUAGAAGAGUUGGCACGUUUGGAACAAGAAUUAGCCCGGACUAAUGUUGAUGUACGUCCUGGGUUGAGAAGGAAAUCUUCAGGAAUAUUAAAGUCUACUCCUAGCAGUAGUAAUGGAAUUACCGAACCACGAGUGCCGAGUAAAGAAGAAUCGUUAUCAGAUGAUGAUGAAGUAUUUGAAGGAAAAGUCACGCCAAGUGGCACUCACGAAGGUCCCCAAGAGCCUCCCGCGACGCCUGUUGGUCGUGAUGAGUUGGCCCUGCGAAGGCAUAGGUUUUUCUCUGAUCUCGUAUGUGCUGCUCGUGCUGCAGUCGAGCAUCGAGUUCGUUUUGAUCCCCUUGGACCGACGGUUGCCGAUCCAGUUGCACACUGCUUCUCCACCAGUAGUGAUUCUAGAGAACGCUCACAACUCAUGAGUCACCGUUGUAUCCGUCCGGACGGUUUCCAACCAACUUCCAACUAG
Molecule: messenger RNA, 879 nt
Organism: Diatraea saccharalis (sugarcane borer)
Lineage: Eukaryota; Metazoa; Arthropoda; Insecta; Lepidoptera; Crambidae
Source: the annotation of a GenBank genome assembly